This is a messenger RNA of Dufourea novaeangliae, 1995 nucleotides long. RefSeq names its product THO complex subunit 1 (gene Hpr1). Gene Ontology annotation, molecular function: protein binding. The transcript has 9 exons. Gene Ontology annotation, cellular component: THO complex part of transcription export complex. Lineage: Eukaryota; Metazoa; Arthropoda; Insecta; Hymenoptera; Halictidae. Gene Ontology annotation, biological process: regulation of DNA-templated transcription elongation; mRNA export from nucleus; signal transduction. The record is from RefSeq and is a predicted model, not a curated record. The coding region runs from base 1 to 1995 and encodes 664 amino acids.
AUGGCUAUGUUUGAAGUGUUAAGGAAAGAAUAUAGUGAUUAUUUACAACAGUGUUUCAAAGCAUCGGAUAUACAGUCAUUUCAAAAGAAGUGUACAGAACUCUGUGCAAAUGAUAAUGACAGAAAAGCUGCAGUUGAUCAAGCAUUGAGGGAUACUCUUCUUGUAAUUUUAUCUGAAAAUGUGUCAAGCAAUGUGCAUCUACUUGAAGCGUACAUUACGUUCUGCAUUGAACUAUGUAGAAAAGACUUAGCAACCGCAAGUAUGCCAGUAAUGUUACUUGGCGAUAUAUUUGAUUCUAUGACAUUGGACAGAUGUGAGCAACUUUUUACAUUUGUUGAGAACAAUGUCGUUGUGUGGAAGGAAGAUUUAUUCUUUAGUGCUUGUAAAAAUAAUUUAUUGCGGAUGUGCAAUGAUUUACUUAGAAGAUUAUCUCGGUCACAACAGACUGUGUUCUGCGGAAGAAUUCUAUUGUUCCUUGCUAAAUUUUUUCCUUUUUCUGAAAGAUCUGGUCUUAAUAUUGUCAGUGAAUUUAACUUGGAGAAUUACACAGAAUUUGGUUCUGAAAAAUCUGAGGGUGAUGAUUUAGAACAAAUAACUAAAGAUGAUGAUGAAUCUGAAAGUAAAGUACCCAUUGAUUAUAACUUGUAUAGAAAGUUUUGGGCACUGCAAGAUUUCUUUAGGAAUCCAAAUCAAUGUUACAGUAAAAUGUAUUGGAAAGUGUUUUCAGCUCAUGCUUCAAGUGUUCUGUCAGCAUUUUCAUCUUUUAAAUUAGAAGAGCAACGUAAUUAUCCUGCGACAUCUGUUAAAUUAGAUUCUUCUAUGGAAGGAUCUCAUAAGGAAACACCUUAUUUUGCAAAAUAUCUGACAAAUCAAAAAUUAUUGGAAUUGCAACUCUCUGAUUCAAACUUUAGACGAUAUGUUCUGCUGCAAUUUCUCAUUCUCUUCCAGUAUCUUAAUAGCACUGUAAAAUUUAAAGCCUUCCUUGCCAGUGGCUAUGAGACAAGUGAAACACAUGAACUGAAGCCUGAUCAGGUAGAUUGGGCAAAAGCUACUACGGAACAAGUGUACGCCUUACUGACAGAAACACCUCCUGAUGGUCCAACAUUUGCUGAAACUGUUAAAAAUAUACUAAAACGCGAAGAACAUUGGAAUGCAUGGAAGAAUGAAGGUUGUCCUCCAUUUAAAAAACCAGCUUCAGAUUCAAUUGCUGAUACAGAGGAAUUAAAAAAACCAAAACGACCUAGACGUAGAAUUGGAGAUGUUAUUAGAGAUGCGCAAGCAAUAGGAAAAUAUCACAUGGGAAAUCCAGAACUGACAAAGUUAUGGAAUCUGUGUCCUAAUAAUCUUGAAGCAUGUAAAUCCAAAGACAGAGAUUUCUUACCAUCUUUAGAGACAUACUUUGAAGAGGCCAUUAUGCAGUUAGAUCCUAAUGCAAUGGUUGAAGACGAGUACAAAAAAGUAAAUGAUGGAAACUUUGGUUGGAGAGCAUUAAGAUUGUUAGCUAGACGUAGUCCGCAUUUUUUCGUUCAUGGUAAUUAUCCUAUCAAUAAACUACCCGAGUAUCUUGAAACAAUGAUAAAAAAGAUUGCCAAAGAUCGUCCACAAACGCAAUCUGACAAUAAAUUGGAAACCGAAGAAACGCCACCGUCGGAAGCGAACGAUCAAGAAUUUAAUGAAGAUGUAUUAAAACAAGAGAGUGAACAGGUUGAACCAGAAAAUACGGAUACAAAAGCACGAAAAUUGACAAAAAUUACGUCUGAAAUGGUGGCAAAAUUAUCGGACGUAUUAAAAAACGAUUGGAAGAAAUUAGCAACUAAACUCGGUUAUACGAGUGAGGAGAUCACAUUCUUCCAUGGUAAACCAACAUCAUACGAACAAUGUAAAAAUAUGUUAGAAAUUUGGGCAGAAGAAGAUGUGGAUGCGUCGAUGGAAAAUCUAGCGUACAUCUUAGAAGGUUUAAAGUUUGCGGAGGCAUUGGCGAUUUUAAAAUCAUAA